Molecule: messenger RNA, 1256 nt
Organism: Brachypodium distachyon (stiff brome)
Lineage: Eukaryota; Viridiplantae; Streptophyta; Magnoliopsida; Poales; Poaceae
Product: PLASMODESMATA CALLOSE-BINDING PROTEIN 3
Exons: 4
Coding region: 252-866 (204 amino acids)
Source: RefSeq, a predicted model, not a curated record
GCUAGAUGUCGCCGCAACUUGCAACCGUGUCAAAAAUUGUCCCUAGGCACACACGACCUGCAGUCCGGCACACACACUCUCACUCCUCUUCACUCGCUCUGUCUUCGUCUCCGUCUCUCUCCAGUAGACGAAGAGAAACGGAACCUGGCCUACCGAUAAUAAUCGCCCGCAAUCAAACCUGCGAGCCUCGCAGAGCUCUCGCAAACGCGUGCUCCGAGGACCUCUGGCGGUAGCUAGCUCGCUCGCUCGGCAUGGAGGCGCUGCCGGUGGCUCUGCUGCUGCUGCUGCUGCUGCUACUCUCGUCCGUCUCUCUCGUUGCCUCUGAUUUCUGCGUGUGCAAGACAGAUCAGGCCCAGGCGGCGCUGCAGAAGACCAUCGACUACGCGUGCGGGGCAGGGGCAGACUGCAACUCCAUCCACGAGCAGGGCCCGUGCUACAACCCCAACACCGUCGUCGCGCACUGCUCCUGGGCGGCCAACAGCUACUUCCAGAAGAACAGGGCCGUCGGCGCCACCUGCGACUUCACCGGCACCGCCGUCCUCACCACCAGCGACCCGAGUUCUUCCGGCUGCUCCUACCCCGCAAGUGCAAGUGCUGCUGGAACAUCAACGUCUCCAACUGGCACUGGCACUGGGAUGGGGACUGGGACUGGAACCGGAGGCACAACAGGAACCUUCACGCCCGUUGCCGGCACCGGCACCGGCAUGGGAACCGGCACUACCACUGGGUCUACAGGCACCGGGCUGGGCGGCCUAAGUCCAAUGGGCACAAGCAGCAUGGACACCGCAGCAGCGGGCUUGCAUCCAAAGGCUGCUGGACCGGCUGCCUUCCUGGCCGUGUUUCUCUCCUUCCUAGCGUUUGCAUAAAUUUAGACGGGUCGAAUUCACCCGAAGAAAAAAGCUGUUUUUGGUAAUGCUUGUUGCAGCCUUGCAUGAGCUUUGUGAUCUAUGGACAAAGGAUGAAAAACCUAAACCCAUCUGAAGGUGUCAUCCUCCUGUCCCAAAAACUCUUGCUGCUUGUUUGGUGUCGAUGGCAUAUAUGCAUUGCGUGGGUUUCAGGAUCUGUACUCCGUGAUUUUGGUAGUAGGACGUAUGUCACUUCAUGCAAGGACUCUUGUCUUCCUUUCUCUGCUCCCAUUCUUGUAAAUCUAGGCGAGCCAGCCAGUAGUUGGUUAGUUUGAAUGAGAAUGUUGUUGGGAGCGUGGGGCAUUGCCAGACUGUAACCAAUAACAUGCGAGAUCAAGUUCCCCUAGCUCA